AUGUCACAUCGCGACCCAAUAACCUGCCACAUCCUCAACACCAUAAACGGCACACCAGCUUCAGGCCUCUCCUGCACCCUAACCCUCCACCGCAUCCUCCUGCCCCCCGGCGCCCCGCAGCCACCAAACCUCCCCGCAACCCUCCACGCCGCCACAGACGCCGACGGCCGCGUUAAAACCUGGACCCCUUCCUCCUCCACCUCCACCUCCACCUCAACUUCAGCUUCGACCUCCACCAUCCGGGAACUCCUCUCCUCCAUCCACGAACACCACGGCGGGCAGCAGCGGUCUAUCUGGAGCCUGCGAGUGAGGAAUGUGGGCGAGUGGUAUGCGGAGCAAGGGGUUGAGAGCUUCUGGCCGGAGGUUGAGGUGAGGUUUUUGGUGAAGGGGAGUGAGGCGUGGGAUGGAUGGAGGCAUUAUCACGUGCCGGUGUUGCUGGGGCCGUGGAACUAUUCGACGUAUAGGGGGUCGUGA
This is a messenger RNA of Paracoccidioides brasiliensis Pb18, 474 nucleotides long. RefSeq names its product hydroxyisourate hydrolase. The transcript has a single exon. Bases 1 to 474 code for a protein of 157 amino acids. The record is from RefSeq and is a predicted model, not a curated record. Gene Ontology annotation, biological process: purine nucleobase metabolic process.